Molecule: messenger RNA, 1803 nt
Organism: Acanthopagrus latus (yellowfin seabream)
Lineage: Eukaryota; Metazoa; Chordata; Actinopteri; Spariformes; Sparidae
Gene: gata1a
Product: GATA binding protein 1a
Exons: 6
Coding region: 145-1404 (419 amino acids)
Biological process (GO): negative regulation of transcription by RNA polymerase II; cell fate commitment; positive regulation of transcription by RNA polymerase II
Cellular component (GO): nucleus
Molecular function (GO): DNA-binding transcription factor activity, RNA polymerase II-specific; RNA polymerase II cis-regulatory region sequence-specific DNA binding; zinc ion binding
Source: RefSeq, a predicted model, not a curated record
GAGAAGUAGUACUCGUAGCCGUCAGCCUUAUACUGAGGUAGACCCGCGCGCCUGGCUUUAUAACUCUAACCCAGAAUCCUGCAGCUCACCUCGCUCAUCUGUGGCAUCCACUCAGUGUCUUAGGUUGAGCUUUGUUCUGUCAGCAUGGAGGAUUCGUCAGAGCAUUCCCACUGGGUGUCUCCAGCUCUGCUCAGCUCAGAUCCUCUGGCCAGUUUCUCCUCGGAGCCCGGCCUGCUGCCUCAAGGAGAGGAGGGAGAGGCCUUCUUCUCCAGCCAGGACCAUGACCUUGCCAGCCUCCCCUCUUUCUUCUCCGCCCCGAGCCACAGCCGAGUGCCAUCCAGCUACAGACACAACUCGGUCCGUCAGGUGUUCAGCUCGCCGAGCCUCCUCGGCAACCUCCAGCUGCUGGACGGGCCGGUCAGCCACUCUCUGAGCUCACCCUACAGCACCCCGGCCUCCACCUGGAGCAGCCCCAAGCUGCACUCACACACCCCAACAUCCCUCUACACCCCUGGAAUCACCUCCUCCUUCACCACCUCCAGAGACGGAUACUCGUCCCCAGGGAGAGAUGGCAGGGAGAGCCCCCGGCUUCAGGAGGCCUUGAAGGCCGAGCGCCUGAGUCCUCUGGGGGGGUCUGGGGCAAGCAGCAGCUUCCUGAACCUGACCCCUGCUGCUGGGAGUGUGUACACUCCUUCCUCCCACCCACACAUGCUGAGCCCCUACAGCUCAUACAUGACAGGCCCACAGGACUACAACUCUGCCGCCCUCUACUCCAGCCCUGGGUCCUGGAUCAGCCCCUCAUACUCACCCAAACUCCACAACAAGAUGCGGAUAUCCACUCCAGAGGCCAGAGAGUGUGUUAACUGUGGAGCCACAGCUACCCCUCUGUGGCGCAGGGAUGGUACAGGCCACUACCUGUGUAACGCCUGUGGACUGUACCACAAGAUGAACGGCCAAAACAGACCACUGAUCCGACCCAAGAAGAGACUGAUUGUCAGCAAGCGGGCCGGCACACUGUGUGCCAACUGUCACACCAGCACGACAACACUGUGGAGACGCAACGCCAACGGAGAGCCUGUGUGUAACGCCUGUGGACUCUAUUUCAAACUGCACAAUGUCAACCGUCCCCUCACCAUGAAGAAGGACGGCAUCCAAACCCGCAACAGGAAAGUGUCCAACAAGAACAAGAAGAGCAAGAAGGCGCCCAUGUUUGAGUCGUACUCAGACAUGACUCAGCCGUCCUCCCUGGACGCCAACGGUGGGCCCUUUUCCCUCGGCCCCGGGACCCUCCUCACCUACAGCCACACGCCGCACCUCAUCCCAACACAGUCACCGCUGCAUUCCUCUGCGACCUUACCCUACACACACCACCUCAGCUCUGGCAUGGUGCCCACACUGGUGUGAAAUGACAACGAAGGCUUGACUUGAAAGCUGUGAAUAUUCAGGAACCGGAUCGUGUGCUUGCUUGUCAGUUAUUUGUGUGAAUUUGUACAUACGUGUUUCUACACACGAAUGAGGUUGUCUGUUUAAUUUCAACUGUAUUUUAGGAGGAAGCACUAAUUAUGUUGAUGUUAUCUUGAUCCAGUGCUGGUUUGAUGUCAGAUAAGGGAAUUGUUGCAGCUGUAAAUACAAACACAAAUCCGAUUUGACUGCCUUGUCCGGGUAAUCCCUCAUCUUUUAUUCAUAAUGUGAAAUUAUACUUUUUGUGUUACACAGAUGGGUUUUGUAUUUGCAAAGUUGAUAUUUGAAACUCCACAGAGAUAAUAAUAAAAUGUGUGACCGAUUCUGCUGGGGUUAUGAAGG